AUGAGCUCCCUCAAAUUUGUAGUGUCCUCACUUGAGGCCAUUGCCUCGUCCAAGGAUGCUCAGCGCAACAAGCAAUUGGCCGAUUCUACUACCAAAGCACUUGACGCCAUCAAAGAACAGGACCAGCUUCCUGAUCCCGAGAUCGUUUUCGCUCCUCUACAGCUAGCCUCACGGUCCACAAAUGUCCAGCUUACUACGACCGCACUCGAUUGCAUCGGCAAGCUCAUCUCAUACUCGUACUUUUCCGUUCCAAGUAACCCCCCCGAGGGAACCGAAGAGGGUGCCGAACCUGUCCCUCCCCUGAUCGAGCGAGCGAUUGAUACGAUAUGCAAUUGCUUCCAAGGCGAAACGACUGCUGUUGAGAUCCAGCUUCAGAUUGUCAAGUCCCUACUUGCCGCCGUUCUCAAUGAUAAAAUCGUCGUUCAUGGCGCUGGUCUCCUCAAGGCCGUCCGCCAAGUGUAUAAUGUCUUUUUGUUGUCGCGGAGCACGGCCAACCAGCAGGUUGCUCAAGGGACCUUGACCCAGAUGGUCGGUACCGUUUUUGAACGAGUCAAGACGAGAUUACAUAUGAAGGAGGCUCGCCUGAACCUGGAGCAUCUCAAGCAUGGAGCCAGCAAUGCCACGUUCGACCAGGCCGAUACCCCCAACGGUGCCAAUGACAGUAACGACCGCGACGAAUCACCAUCUGAGCACUCCGAAGCUGUGAAUGCAUCGACCGAACCUCCCGAGAGUGGCGCCAAGCUUACAUUGAAAGAUCUCGAGCAUCGCAAGAGCUUCGAUGACUCGAACCUGGGCGACGGUCCUACCAUGGUAACGAGACUUCAACCCGAGCGCAGGGAAACAGGUACCCCGGUCUCUGAUCAGGCUGGCCAGGAGUCUUCACCUCCGGAGGAUGGCGAGGUGUUGGACGCCGAGGACGAGGUCUACAUCCGUGAUGCUUACCUCGUCUUUCGAUCCUUUUGCAACCUGUCAACCAAGGUUCUGCCACCUGACCAGCUUUACGACGUCCGUGGCCAGCCAAUGCGCUCCAAACUCAUUUCUCUUCACCUCAUUCACACCCUUCUUAACAACAACAUUGCAGUUUUCACCUCUCCCUUUUGUACUAUCAAGAAUUCAAAAAGCGGCGAGCCUACGAGUUUUCUUCAGGCUAUCAAGUUCUAUCUUUGUCUGAGUAUAACCCGCAACGGUGCCAGCUCUGUGGACCGAAUAUUCAGUGUUAGCAGCGAGAUCUUCUGGCUGAUGAUCAAAUAUAUGCGCGCCGACUUCAAGAAAGAAAUCGAGGUAUUCUUGAAUGAAAUCUACUUAGCACUGCUUGCGCGAAGGACUGCGCCUCUUUCUCAAAAGUUGCAGUUUGUUACAAUUCUGAACAGAUUAUGCGCUGAUCCUAAAGCGCUUGUUGAAAUUUACCUUAAUUACGACUGUGAUCAGACAGUCGAUAAUAUUUACCAAACUAUCAUCGAAGACCUAUCAAAGUUUUCCACUACUCCGCUUACUAUUACUACAAUCAACGAACAAGUCUAUGAAGAGAUGCGACUGAAGACAACACCUGCGAGCGAGUGGCAGCUCAAGGCAACACUCCCGCCCCCUCUGACCGUUGCUCAUAUUGCUCCUCAUCAGGAAGCCGAACCUGACUAUCCUAAAGAGUAUGCAAUCAAGCGCCUAUCUAUCGAAGCUUUAGUUGAGACUUUACGAUCAAUGGUGAACUGGUCGGCACCUAUACGAGGUGAUCCAGAACCUCCACGUUCCGAAAACCACGAUCCCAAGGGUUCUCUGGAUCUUCGACCGUCAAUUGAUCCAAGCAUCAAUGACAGCAUCUCUCGUGUCGAAACUCCUCUACCACCAUCAACCCCUAUAUUGGAGGAUGACCCGGAUCAGUUGGAGAAGGAAAAAGCAAGGAAGACGGCGCUGAUGAAAGGUAUUAACCAAUUCAAUUUCAAGCCGAAGAAGGGUAUCCAGAUGCUUCUGCGUGAUGGUUUCAUCCCAAGCGACAGCCCGAAGGAUAUUGCUGAAUUCUUGAUAAAGGAGGACAAGCUCGAUAAGGCCCAAAUCGGCGAGUACCUGGGUGAAGGUGAUCAAAAGAACAUUGACAUCAUGCACGCAUUUGUCGAUACCAUGGAGUUUGCCAAGAGAAGAUUUGUUGAUUCUUUGCGCCAAUUCCUCCAAUCCUUCCGCCUGCCCGGUGAAGCUCAGAAGAUCGAUCGAUUCAUGCUGAAAUUUGCGGAACGUUACGUUCUCGGAAACCCAAAUGCCUUUGCUAAUGCAGACACUGCAUACGUGCUGGCCUAUUCAGUCAUCUUGCUCAACACUGACUUGCAUAGCGUCAAGAUCGCCAAGCGCAUGAGCAAGGAGGAAUUUAUCAAGAACAACCGCGGUAUUAACGACAAUGCUGAUUUACCCGAUGACUAUCUCCUCGGCAUCUAUGACGAAAUCGCCGCCAACGAGAUCGUCCUGAAGAGUGAACGUGACGCUGCCGCAGCGGCUGGCAAUACUCCCGCCCCAUCAACCGGUAUCGCUGCUGGUCUUGGUCAAGCUCUCUCUAACGUGGGCCGUGAUUUGCAGCGUGAGGCCUAUAUGCAACAAUCUGAGGAAAUUGCUCUGCGUUCUGAGCAGCUCUUCAAGGAUCUGUUCAAGAGCCAACGCCGCAAAGCUGGCACAAAGUACAUACUUGCAACGUCGUUCAAACAUGUCAGCCCCAUGUUUAACGUCACCUGGAUGUCAAUCUUCUCUACACUCUCAAGCCAGAUCCAGAAGUCUCACAAUCUUGAAGUCAACAAGCUGUGUCUAGAGGGUAUGAAGCUCGCCACUCAAAUUGCUUGCCUCUUUGAUCUAUCUACACCCAGGGAAGCUUUCAUGUCGGCCUUGAAAAACACAACGAACUUGAACAACCCACAAGAAAUGUUAGCCAAGAAUAUUGAGGCACUCAAGGUCGUUCUCGAGCUAGGACAGACUGAGGGCAACGUCCUUCGUGAGUCAUGGAAGGACAUCUUAAUGUGUAUCAGCCAGCUCGAUCGACUUCAACUCAUCUCCGGUGGAGUCGACGAGAGUGCUGUACCUGAUGUGUCCAAAGCUCGUUUCCUGCCACCGCAGAGGUCAGAGACCUCUGAUUCUCGCUCUUCAUCAAACUCCAAGAAAACCACACGAGCCAGAGCAGGAACUGCAUCCAAGGGCUUCUCCACCGAGAUUGCCCUGGAGAGUCGGUCAGAUGAGGUGAUUCGCAGCGUCGACCGCAUCUUCACCAAUACAGCAACGCUUACCGGCGAGUCCAUGGUUUACUUUGCCAGAGCUUUGACAGAAGUCAGUUGGGAUGAGAUCAAGGUGUCCGGUUCCAACGACUCACCUCGUACAUACAGCUUGCAAAAGAUUGUCGAAAUCAGCUAUUACAACAUGAACCGUGUGAGAUUCGAAUGGAGCAACAUUUGGGAGGUUUUUGGUGAGCACUUCAACCGUGUUGGAUGCCACAAUAACAUGAACAUUGUGUUCUUCGCUCUCGAUUCUCUACGCCAGCUGUCAAUGAGAUUCAUGGAGAUCGAAGAGCUGGCUGGUUUUAAGUUCCAGAAAGAUUUCCUGAAGCCUUUUGAGCAUGUCCUUGCCAACUCACACAAUGUGACUGUCAAAGAUAUGGUUCUCAGAUGUCUGAUACAAAUGAUUCAGGCCCGUGGAGAUAAUAUCCGAUCAGGCUGGCGGACCAUGUUUGGUGUUUUCACAGUUGCUGCUCGUGACCCUCAUGAGAGCAUUGUCACUUUGGCCUACGAAAACGUCAACCAGGUGUACAAAACCAAGUUUGGAGUCGUCAUUUCCCAGGGCGCCUUUACCGAUCUGAUCGUAUGCUUGACGGAGUUCUCCAAGAACCUCAAGUUUCAGAAGAAGAGCUUGGCAGCAUUGGAACUAUUGAAAUCUCUGAUUCCUACUAUGCUCAAGACACCCGAAUGUCCAUUGUCGCAAAAAUACAACAAUAUCCCGCCUCCAGAUGGAGCCAUACAGAAUUCCGAAAAGCGAUCCAGAUCAAACACAUCUGUUGAGGAGGGUUACUGGUUCCCUGUUCUCUUCGCCUUCCAUGACGUUCUCAUGACUGGAGAAGACUUGGAAGUGCGAUCAAAUGCUUUGGAAUACUUCUUUGAGACUCUGCUCAAGUAUGGUGGCACUUUCCCGUCAGAGUUCUGGGAUAUUCUGUGGCGCCAACAACUCUAUCCUAUUUUCAUGGUGUUGAGGUCUCGGCCAGAGAUGUCUAAUGUCCUCAACCAUGAAGAAUUGUCAGUAUGGCUAUCGACCACUAUGAUCCAGGCUCUGCGGAACAUGAUCACUCUCUUCACACAUUACUUCGAUGCCCUGGAAUACAUGUUGGACAGAUUCCUGGAGCUCCUGGCGCUUUGUAUCUGUCAGGAGAAUGACACAAUUUCGCGAAUCGGAAGCAAUUGCCUUCAACAGCUGAUCCUCAAGAAUGUGACCAAGUUCAAGCCCGAACAUUGGAAUAAGCUUGUUGGUGCUUUCGUCGAGCUCUUUGAGCGAACUACCGCGUACCAACUCUUCACUGCCACUGCAAUCAACAACACGGCUUCCAUAUCACCGCCACCAAAUGGCCUCGAGUUCUCGUCAACUGCUUCGGCAACCACGCCUAUGGAUGAGACAUCCCUCAAAAUCAACGGCAAAGAGGAGUUGGAAGAUGAUCACAGUGUUCCACCCCCGUCAGCUGAAGAUGAGCUCCAGACACCGACGGCUGACGCUCCCCAUAUCGCCCUCGAAGAGUUUAAACCAUCUUCCAACCUUCAGCAACAGCCUGUAGUGGUUACAGCGGCUCGAAGACGAUUCUUCAACCGAAUUAUCUCUCGUUGUGUGUUGCAGCUCUUGAUGAUCGAAACGGUCAAUGAGUUGUUCAGCAACGACACUGUCUACGCACAUAUUCCCUCCGCAGAGCUUCUUCGACUCAUGACUCUACUCAAGCGGUCUUUCCAGUUUGCCCGCCGCUUUAACGAGGACAAGGAAUUGCGCAUGCGACUCUGGCGUGAAGGUUUCAUGAAGCAGCCUCCCAACCUUCUGAAGCAAGAGAGUGGCUCGGCAGCCACUUACAUCUCUAUUCUGUUCCGUAUGUUUGCAGAUAAUGCGCCUGAGCGACUGGAGAGCCGGCCUGCUGUGGAGGACGCGUUAGUGCCCCUUUGCAAGGAUAUUGUUCACGGAUACACUACUCUCGAAGAGGAGAGCCAGCAUCGCAAUAUCGUUGCAUGGCGGCCCGUAGUCGUCGAUGUUUUAGAAGGCUUUGUCACAUUCCCUGAGGAUGCUUUCAAGAAACACAUCCCCGAUUUCUAUCCUCUCGCGGUUGAACUUCUCACCAAGGACCUUACCGCAGAUUUGCGAUCAUCACUCCUCCUAGUCCUGCGACGAGUUGGAGAGGUUGGCCUGGGUAUCGAGGGCAUGACACAAGCGAGACAACGGCGAGACAGCGAAGUCAGCAGAGCCACGGCAGAACCGGUUAGCGACCGAGAGGCGGACGCAAGGAGAAUGCUUUAG
This is a messenger RNA of Fusarium proliferatum ET1, 5502 nucleotides long. RefSeq lists its product as uncharacterized. The transcript is spliced from 2 exons. The record is from RefSeq and is a predicted model, not a curated record. Bases 1 to 5502 code for a protein of 1833 amino acids. Gene Ontology annotation, molecular function: guanyl-nucleotide exchange factor activity. Gene Ontology annotation, biological process: regulation of ARF protein signal transduction. Lineage: Eukaryota; Fungi; Ascomycota; Sordariomycetes; Hypocreales; Nectriaceae.